AUGGGGAGAAUGGGACAAGAAUCAGAUUCCAAGACCCAGUUGGUAUUAGAGAUUUGCUCCAUUUCCACACGUUCUGUGGUUUGUGUUCAUAGACUUGUCUCAAACCCACACAAGGCAACUUUCAUCGACUGGUAUUGCAUCCUUGGAGUAGAAGAAAAUGCAGGGGUAAAUGCCAUUCGCAAGCGGUACCAUAAACUGGCAUUGCAACUUCAUCCAGAUAAGAAUAAACAUCCCAAGGCUGAAAUUGCUUUCAAGCUUGUUUCUGAGGCAUAUACAUGUCUAUCUAAUGCAGCAAAGAGAAAAGCCUUUGACUUGGAGAGAUGUAAGCAUUUCUGCAUUGAGUGCAAAAGAAUCCCAUAUGCAUCCUGCAAUGUCCCUGGCAAUUCCAGUGGUUCAGGUUUCAAGGCAUGGAAUAUUUUAAGCAGGUCAAGAUCUUGUAAACUUUGGAGAAACAUUAGGGAAAUAAGAGAAAGAUUUAAGGAGGAAGCUAAGGUGAUAGAGAAUUGUUUGCAAGCAAAUUCAAUGUCACGGAAAGAGUCUCCACUAUACAACCCGGUUGGCUAUCUACAUAGAAGCAAAUCACUGCAUAGAUUUGAGAGAGAAACCCCUGUUUUCAAUCCAUCGGAUUACUUAUACCAAGGCUAUCCUCAUCUGAGGAGCCAUGUUUACAAUAAUUCUGCGACAUUUUGGUACUUACAGACAGAUAGUUUGCUGCACAAGAGAGGAGCGCAGCACGCCUCCCCUGUUUUUGAGGUCAAAUCAAGAAGUAUGUUUACAAGCAAAUUUGCUUUUGUCCCAUCACAAUGUUAG
Molecule: messenger RNA, 810 nt
Organism: Gastrolobium bilobum
Lineage: Eukaryota; Viridiplantae; Streptophyta; Magnoliopsida; Fabales; Fabaceae
Exons: 4
Coding region: 1-810 (269 amino acids)
Source: RefSeq, a predicted model, not a curated record